Messenger RNA from Rubroshorea leprosula, 2021 nucleotides. NCBI's taxonomy places the organism in Eukaryota, Viridiplantae, Streptophyta, Magnoliopsida, Malvales, Dipterocarpaceae. The record is from the annotation of a GenBank genome assembly.
CAAAGCACCGCCAUUUUCCCGCCAUUUCCCGACUAAACCCUAAAUUGGGACUGCGGAACUCACAGCGCCAUGGAGGAAGAAAUCAAAGAAGAAUUCUUGAGGAACGGCUUCACCCUCGACGAAGAAGAAGCGAUACUCAAGAAAUGUCUUACGUUUUGUAUAAAUUACAAACUGAAGCCUUCGGAUCUCGUUUCAAGUUGGGAGGUUUAUUAUCUCAACAGGCAGCUGGAUGACACUGUGUUAAGGAAUGCAGAGAUGGAUGGUUUUUUGAUGCAUCUUCAGAAUGAGCAGAAAGAGAUGAUCGUUAAAGAUGAGCCUGGCUUGCAUGUCUACUCAAGUAAAGAUGUUGAAAUGAUUUUAAACUAUGAAGAUGAAGAUAGAGCAGAAGGUAUUCCUGGAACCCCGAACAGAUCUGAGGAUCUUUAUUCAGAUUCUUUUGAUUUGGCACAGAAAACAAAUGGGGUUGGCUAUUCUUCGAGUAAGCCAUCACAACUUGUGACACCUUUUGGGCAACGAAAAGAUAAAUUUCUGGUGAAAUUCAGCAUGGGCAAUGUGCCCAAUAUGGAGAAUGGGGAUAAUACAGAUGAUAAUAAGAAUGCAGAGGAUGACAUUAUUAAAAGGGUUCAAACGCAAAAAAAAUGUUCUUUGGUAGUCCAUGGAUCAAGUCCUGAACCAGGUUGCAGAUUCAUGUAUGAUAGGAUUGAAGACAGGUUUAAUGCACUUGAAAGCCGCAUUAGAAAACAUGCUUCUGCACUUGGAGCUUCUGGGUUCUAUGAGGAACCAAUGGAUCCUUCAGUUGCUUCACAGAGAAGCAUAUUUGCUGUUGGAAUGAUCUGCUGCGAUGGAGAGGGUCAUUUAAACGACAAAUCUGUCUUGUUGCAAAGCAGUGUUGAACAUUCUGGAGGACAACGUGUUCGGCUAGAGUUAAACAAACUAAGUCACUUUUCCAUUUUCCCAGGCCAGGUGGUAGGCAUUGAAGGGCAUAAUCCUAGUGGACAUUGUUUGAUUGCAUCAAAGCUGGUGGAUUAUGUUCCUCUGUCAGCUGCUGCUGAUACAGAUCUUCCUCCAGCGAAAAAGCAAGCUUUAGAUCAGGAGAUCCAAUCAACUAGUCUAUCCAGUACCCCAGCAGAGAUAUCAGUGAUUAUUGCAGCUGGCCCUUUCACAACAACAGACAACUUGUCAUUUGAGCCGUUGACAGAGCUGCUAGCAUAUUCAAGCAGAAAUCCACCACACUUACUUAUACUGCUGGGGCCUUUUGUGGAUUCAGAGCAUCCACAAAUCAAGAAAGGAGCUGUUGACUUGACCUUUGAUCAAAUAUUUCAGUUAGAAGUUCUUAAAAGGUUGCAUGAUUAUGUGGAAUAUAUGGGUUCUGAAGUACGUGUAAUUCUCAUCCCAUCCAUACGUGAUGCUAACCAUGACUUUGUUUUCCCUCAGCCUGCUUUUGAUAUUCGUCCACCUGAUUUCAAAGAUCAGAUAACCAGUCUUGCAAAUCCAGGAAUUUUUGAAGCAAAUCAGGUUAAGAUAGGUUGUUGCACUGUGGAUAUUCUAAAACACCUUAGUGGAGAAGAGAUGUCAAGAAAUUCAGCAGAUGGAACACUGAGUGAUCGCCUCAGCAGACUCUCAAGCCAUGUUCUUAGCCAGCGCAGCUUUUACCCUCUAUACCCUCCAGUAGAAGCUGUUCCAUUGGAUUUUUCACUUGCUCCAGAAGCUCUCCAUCUCUCUUUAUUGCCAGAUCUUCUCAUCCUACCUUCAGAUAUCAAGUACUUUAUCAAGGUAUUAAGUGUAGGAGGUAAAAAUGAAGGGGAAGAGCAAGCAAAAUGCGUUUGCAUCAAUCCAGGAAGACUGGCCAAGGGAGAAGGCGGUGGCACUUUUGUAGAGCUCAAAUACAAAGGCAGUCCUGAUAUGAUGAAUGGUUCAAUCAUUGGCAUCUGAAUCUUUGCAUAUCCACUAUCCAGGACUUGCACUCUUCUCUUCCUCUCAACUUCAAAGAACAACUACAUGAUUGAAAAAAGGAGUUUUAG